This is a messenger RNA of Rosa chinensis, 994 nucleotides long. RefSeq lists its product as uncharacterized. The record is from RefSeq and is a predicted model, not a curated record. NCBI's taxonomy places the organism in Eukaryota, Viridiplantae, Streptophyta, Magnoliopsida, Rosales, Rosaceae. The transcript is spliced from 3 exons. The coding region runs from base 15 to 950 and encodes 311 amino acids. Gene Ontology annotation, molecular function: zinc ion binding.
UGAGAAGGGCAAAAAUGGAGGCUUAUGAAGGAAAUUUCUGCCCCAAGCCACAGCAGGUGUUGGAGAAAAGUAAGGCGAAGGCUGCAACCGAUUGCACUCCUACAUUCAAUGGUGGGGAUGAAGCUGAGGUUGAGAAUAUAGAAGGAAACAAGAAUGUUGUGAAUCUAAGGUUGAGGACAUGCAGCUGCAGGAGGUGGGAUUUGACUGGAAUCCCAUGCAAGCAUGCAGUUUCAGCCAUAAACUUUCUUAGGCAAGACCCCGAUGAGUAUGUUGCUGAUUGUUAUAUCAAGAAGAGGUACAUGGCUAUCUACAGCAAUUUCAUCAAGGCUGUUAACAGCAUGGACUUGUGGGGAAGAUGUGAAGAUCCACCAAUCUUACCUCCAACAUAUUCAAGGCAGCCGGGUAGGCCUAAGACACAAAGGAUUAAGGAUUCCUCUGAAAAGCUUCAAACAGCUGAGGGUAAGCUUGGAAGGCAACAGAGAUCCCUCAAGUGUGGGAAUUGUCACCAAGUAGGCCAUAAUGUUAAAACUUGUCAAAGGCAUUUGCCGCCGAAGGAAAACAAGAAGAGAAAGGUCAGCAAUGAAGAAGGUCAAGGUUCUGAUAAGGCCAAGAGAGGGAAGAAAGGUUCUAUGUCUGCAAAUGAAUUGAGGAAGAAAGCAAGGGAGAGAGCAGAGUAUCAAAGAAGAAAGUUUGUUGUUGCCAAAGCUGCAAAGCUGGCAACAAAUAGGUCUGCCCCAUCCACAUCAAGGCCUGCACAAUCUACAUCAAGGCCGACACAAUCUACAACCACACCUACAAGCUCCAGGCCAGCCAAAGUUGCAUCUGCCCCAACCAGACCUACGAGUUCAAGGCCUCCACAACCUUCCACAUCAUUAAGCAAGCAGGCUGCAACUUCAAUAAGGACAUCUCAAAGGAUUAGAGAAAGGUCAGUUACAAGAGAUGGAAAAUAGGAAGUAUGACUCAAUUCUAGCAUAGGCAGCAAUUUCAUUAUUGA